UUGGAUACAAUGAACUUUACUUGAGGCAGAAAGAUAUUGCUUUUCUUUGGCAUUACCCAUACUUUUCCUCUCCUAAUCGCAAUAAAAAAAACUAUUUCUCUGCUUUCUCGCUUCCUUGUUGGUUGCCGUUUAUCUUUGCUGCUAUUCUACUUUUAAGUUACUUGCUUCUUUGAUUUUUAUAGCCCUAGCCGUGGAAAGAGAAAAACUCGCUUAGCCUCGACCACAUAAACCAGAUGCGCCUCCGCAGGAGUCAUGUGAGGUAUAAAAUGCUAUGAAAAUAAUUUCUCGCACUUCUGGAGUCACCUAAAUUAAAAAAAUAUUGAGCCCUAAUCCCUCUUCCCCCGCCUUUCUAGCAGCUGUAAAAAGAGGAAGCAUAUAAUUUUAUUUUCUUAGGGGGAAUAUAACAAUAGAUGCGUUUUACGAAAUGUUUAACAAAAAUCAAAGUUCGUAAAUUAUUAUAAAAGAUGUUGAAACAUCGUAAAACAUUGUGGCCAAAUGAAUGAAGUAUGUUUUAUCCAAAAUGUUGGUUGAUAUUUUUUGCCGGUGUUUUGUUCGUUCGGCCGAAUCGUGUGUACCAGCAACAAUCGGAAACGGGGUAACUUUCACUUUAAGGCCUCUCUAUCGUUCAUGACCUCAAAUCCAAAGAUCAUGCUGCCAGUCGAGUUAUAAUUCUCAAUUUCCUUUAUAUUCUAUUGUAAAUCUAAAUUCGAAAUUUAAUGAAAUGUUUGCUGAAGUUUGAAUUCAGAUAACGGAUUCCCGGUUUAAUUUCAUUAAAUCAUUGGUUUUAUGCCUUUUGGCUUGUCUGAGCAAAUAGUCUUAAACAUUCCAUAUGAAUUACAGUAACUUUGGUAUACGUCUGCCUUGCUGCUCAUAAUGUUCACGAAAUUGUUUUGCAGUGUGCGUAGACAAGCAGCUCAUCAAGUUCCUCUCUACGACCAUUCUGUUCUAAGUUGAUUAAGACAGUGCGGUUUGAAGAAACAUCUUUUGCGACAGCGCAAAUACGAAGAUUGAGCUCGACCAAGCAAAUUAGCAGUAAUAAAUCGCAAAAAAAAUUAAAUUUAUCUCAAGGUUUGCUGAUAAACGUUUGCUGGAAUCACAAACGUUGAAAAUUGAAUUACAGUUGAGAAGAAUCAGGUAAAAGCCCUAGGAGCUGUUGUGGCCGGCGUUUUGGGUUGUUUUCCGCAGAUAAUCGUGUAAUGAUUAGAUAUUUUCUGUGGUUUGCAAACAUUGAUGUUAUGAUCUGGAAGUCUAAUAAAAAGAUGCUUUAAGGAAUUAUUAAAUUUCCGGGCGUUUUGUGCCAAUAAUUACCUGCAGUGUUCCUAUAGAGACGUAGGAAGCGGAAUACAUUGGAAUCGUCCAAGGUGGCUUGUUGGUUUACUGUUAGAAACAAGACGGUGGAUUAAAAUACAGUGUAUUUUAAGUGAGAUAGCAUAAGAGACAAACCACGAGCAAUGUCAAUAAAGGUCUUCGUUUUAUGCUAUGUUGCUGUCUACAACUGGAAUCCGAUAGCGUAACAGAGCUGCAGAAACGUACGGAUAUGUCGAGCACCGUACCGGGUAUUACUGCAUAGAAAAAUUAUCAUUCUUGCGAGGAAAAUGCUGACCUAAUUGUAAUCUAGAGAGUUAUCAUCAUAAAAGGUAUUGGUAAAAAGACUGUCGGCCUAGCGAAAUCAAUUUCAGUUGAUAAUUCUCUUAUGAGCUCAUCAAUAUAAAAAUCUCUUUUGGAGAUUAUUGUGAAGGAUUGUUUUUAAUGCGGGAGAUGAAGUGUGAUCCAUCUUGAAGUGAAGACCAAAGAACGUGUACUGUUUUGAGAACUGGAAAACAUCCUCUUGAACAAUAUGCCAUUGCAAUUGCUAUUUAUCUCAACUCUUAUGAUCAUGAACACUGCAAAUGCGGACAAGACGAACAAGAGUAUUGUCUUUAUAUCAAAGCUUGCUCAAUUAGAAACACAAUACAUAACAUCACCGAGAUGGCCUUUGGAGUAUCCUACAAACUGCGAUGUUCGUUACAAAAUUGUCCAAAAUCCGAAUAGAGAGUUUCAGAAUGGAUUUUACUUACAAAUAAAAUGGCUUGAAUUCGACGUGAAAGGUGAUAUGCAGAACUGCAGCGACUUUGCGCAAAUUCGCUAUGGAAAGAACGAAGAUCAGAAAUUCACGUUUUGCUCAACGCAGUCUCCUCAUACGAUCUAUGCAGUAGAUCAUGAUAUUCAUCUCCAUUUUCACUCUGACAAGGAAGAUGUGGGAUAUGGUUUUAGACUCGCUUACCAUUUAACAUCGUUCAAAGAGACAAUUGGCCCAAAGCAUUGUCGGCGCAAUAUCCAACUGACAUCACAAAAUGGUGUUUUAAGUUCCAUUGGUUGGCCUAGGCCAGUUUCUGGUUCGUGUGUUUUCGAAUUCACAUUAGAGGCAGACGAAGUUCUCCUGCUGAACAUCAUGGAUUUUUCUGUGCCGAAGUCGAAUGCAGAUUGCAGUAGAUACAAUAAUUACAUAGAAAUUCGAGGUAACAUGUCGAACAAGUCUUUCCAGGAAAGUUGCCCAUUAACAUCAUUAUCAAGUUGUGAAAACAUACGAAGAUGGAAACUGUCUUUUGAAAAGAGGCGAUUGUAUAUUUACGUCAACACAGUAGAGAUUAAAGGUGAUUACCGAGGGUUUCUAGCAGGCUACACGGUCUACAAGAAAGCAAAGAAACAAAGAAAUACGAUAAAACAAAAAGAGACAAAGUGGGUUUUCAACGCUGUGACAAUUGGAGUUAUUACUGGUGUUUUUAUAGGCAUUCUUAUAGUGCUUUUGACUGUUGCAAGUGUCAGUAUAUGCUUGAAGAGAGGUGUUAUUUAAUCAAGGCAACGUGAUCAAUCAAUUCAAUGAAUGCCCAAGACAGUGAUAGUUGACUUGAUCAACAGAUUCACUGAUUAAAACGCAAACUGUGUAAGCGUUUGUUAAAAGAGAUGGAUCGUUCAAUCAACAUAAAAUAAUUAACCGAUCAGCGUGAUCAUUCGAUCAAUGCAAAGUAAUGAACUGAUUCUGUUCUAUGAUAGAUAAAUCACAAGAAUUGAUCCAGUGACGACAGACUUUUUGUGUCUGUUAUUGUCAAAAGUAGAAAGAGAAGACCAUAGAAAUAGUGAUUUAGCACAAUGUGAGCCAGUACAUCAUCAGCUUCGAGAAGCUAGACGUCACCCCAAACUCCUGUUAUUAUCCGGGAAACCCAAAUGGCAAAGUCAGUGUAUAAGCAUUAUCACGUUAAAAUUAGAUAUCUAGAACACAGUACCCAUCCUUCCCUCCAUUUUCACGGAAUACAUUGUUGUUAUUUCCUAGAAUUUUCCAAAUAGUAUUUAAUAGUAUAAUAGUAAUGCAAUAAGGACUCGAUGGCCGCCUGUCUUUCCUCGCUGACAUUUCCAUGAUACCAUUUUAUACACGAUGGCGUCGCCACGGGAAGACACGUCCCUACAGUUCUAGAAAGAAUCGAUUUUAUAUUUUGUCUAAAUUCCUCGAGAAAUGUAGGAGAAGGUGUAACAUUUCGACAAAGUAUUAUUUGUUAUAUGAUUUUAUAACUAGCUUCAAAUAACUAAAAGUUAAUUAUGUGUUCCCUGUUGGUAAAUUUGGCUUUCCGUGUUGGUUGGUAAGCGGGUAACUUCUGCUAGUAAAUCUACCGUUCUCUUAUAUUUGUCAUCCCCAUCAAAACGCAGUGAUUUGCUAUACGUUCAUAACUUUUUAAGCCAAGCCAGAACAACAGCAGCCCGUUGGCAGACUUUCCUCACUCAAUUUGUUACAGAUUGAAAUAAUUUCGCAUAUUUAGCAGUACUUCACUGUGGCCCUUCAGGUUUUGUGACCAGUAGUAAAGUAUCAUGAAAUGGCUAUUUAUGAUGUCACACUUAGGAACUUCAUUAUUGCUGUUUCAGUAUGACUAAAAUAAAAACCAACAUUUUGUGUGAACUUAAACAUAAUUAAAAAAUCGAAAUCAUAAGCUCAUUUUAUGCUCAAAUCACGAAUUAUUAUCUUAUAAAGAUGAUCAAACAUAGAUAAUAAAUAAUUGCCUUAUAGAUUACAAAAAAUUUGAAAAAAUUCUUAAUAAAUACUCCGCAAUUGCUUCAAUUGGCGAGGAAUAUCUUGAAGUAAAGUGUCAUGUUUCAAACAGCAAUUGUUAAAGAACUUCAAUGGGAGACUAACAAAAUGGCAAAAAGAAAUUUGUAAGUAGCUAUGUUGUUUAUAAGUAAAUUUCUCAAAGGGUUUUUGCAU
Messenger RNA from Rhopilema esculentum, 4231 nucleotides. Its product is annotated as neuropilin-2. The record is from RefSeq and is a predicted model, not a curated record. NCBI's taxonomy places the organism in Eukaryota, Metazoa, Cnidaria, Scyphozoa, Rhizostomeae, Rhizostomatidae.